Molecule: messenger RNA, 1596 nt
Organism: Nematocida ausubeli
Lineage: Eukaryota; Fungi; Microsporidia
Exons: 1
Coding region: 1-1596 (531 amino acids)
Biological process (GO): protein folding
Cellular component (GO): chaperonin-containing T-complex
Molecular function (GO): ATP binding; ATP-dependent protein folding chaperone; ATP hydrolysis activity
Source: RefSeq, a predicted model, not a curated record
AUGUCAGUUCAAGAGUUGUUCGUGGACGGGGAGAGAUUGACCGGCAGAUCUGCAAGAAGCAGAAACCUGUCGGCAGUCAUGAACAUUGCAAAUGCUGUGCAGUCCUCGUAUGGGCCAAGUGGCUUAGAUAAGAUGAUAGUUAGUAAAAUUGGGGAUGUCUCAAUUACAAACGACGGAGCAACUAUUUUGUCCUCUCUGCAGAGCACAGACUCAGCAGGCAGAAUUCUGAUAGACCUGGCAGUGCAGCAGGAUAUAGAGGUGGGAGACGGAACAACAAGUGUUGUUCUUUUGGCAGCCGCCUUGAUCGAGUAUGGGAUGUCUUUGGUGGAGGAGGGCGUGCACCCAACGACUGUGGUCUCUGGGUACAAAACGGCCUUCAAGCACUCUCUUGGGUUUAUCAGAAAUACGCUUGAAAAGAAAAUAAAACACGUAGGACAUGCAGACCUGCUGAAAAUAUGCGAAAGCACUAUAUCCAGCAAGGUGAUCAGAUGCAGCAGCGGGCUGUUCAGUAAGCUAAUGGUAGAUGCAGUGCAGGCAGUUAAAAAGACUGAACUGGACAAGAGCAUAUCCUACCCAAUUGAGGAAAUUAACAUUCUUAAGAAGCAGGGAAGAUCAAUGGAUGAAAGCAUCUUUGUCUCUGGGUAUGCAAUUAACUGCGUGCCCAGCAGCAACCUCAUGCCCACAAGAGUGAACAAAGCACGAAUUGUCUGCCUGGACAUGGACUUGCAGCAGAUGAAGAUGGGGCUUUCUGUGAAAAUAGCAGCAAACACGCCUGAUGACCUGGAGAAGAUCCGGGAGAAGGAAAUAACAGCCUCCCACGAUAAAAUACGCAAGUUGCUCAAGAACGGUGUAAAUGUUAUUUUCACCACUAAGGGAAUUAGCGACGGGUGCACAAAGCUUCUCAUUGAGGCAGGUGCCUUGGGUAUUCGAAGAUGCAAGAAGGAAGACCUUCAGCGCAUUGCAGCCACAACAGGAACACAGGUAUACGCGUCCUUUGAAGAUGUUUCAGGUGAAGAGUUUGUUCCAAUCAUAGGAACAGCUGACAGCGUGCACAUUGAAGUGCUGGGUGAAGAAAGAUGCACUGUCAUAAGUACGUCCAAGGGCAUUGGGGCUUCAAUUAUCCUUCGUGGUGCCAACGAGCAGAUUCUUGAUGAAAUGGAAAGAAGUGUGCACGAUGGUCUGUGUGCUCUGAAGAGGACCCUGGAGAGCAAGUCUGUGGUUGUAGGGGGCGGGGCCUUUGAGGCAGCCCUGGGUGUAUACAUCUCAAACUUUGGCUUGUCCUUUGGGACAAACGAGCAGGCGGCAGUUCAGAAAUUUGGAGAGGCCCUUCUGCGCAUCCCAAAAACCCUUUUGGUGAAUGCUGGCCUUGACACAAACGCAGUCUUUGCACAGCUUCUGGCAGAGCAUGAUAAAUGCAACUGGGACAUGGGCUUGGACCUGGAGAAAGGCACUGUUGUGGAUAACUUUAAGAAGGGCGUCAUUGAGCCGCUAGACACAAAGCUAAAGGCACUCCGGGCAGCCACAGAAGCUGCAAUAAGCAUCCUCCGAAUCGACGAGGUUAUUGUGCUUGGAGAAGAAGAGACCCCCAAGAAGUAA